Aureobasidium musti is the source of this 1542-nucleotide messenger RNA. Lineage: Eukaryota; Fungi; Ascomycota; Dothideomycetes; Dothideales; Saccotheciaceae. The record is from the annotation of a GenBank genome assembly.
AUGAUUCUAUCGACCUGGACUUCUGUUCUGGCGGCAGCUAUAAUUGCACCUGCCCUCAUCUCCGCCACGCCUCAUGGAUUGCAUCCACCUUCUACAGGUCAAGGCAUUGCUGCCGAUGACUUCGUCUCAGUCGAUGGCUUCAACCUCAAAGACCGUCAAGGGAUUAUCUAUCUCACCGGCAUGAACUACUGGUCUUGCAUGAAUCUAGCGGCCGACGACCAUGUAGGAGGCAACUACUCACGCUUCAUCACCGAACUAGAUCAGAUGCAAGCUCAUGGCGUCAAUCAUCUGCGUAUCAUGGCAUCUUCUGAAGGCGCCCCGACUUGGCAGCCUUUUAGGAUGUAUCCCGCUCUGCAGGAGGCGCCUGGUGCCUACAACGAAGCUAUUUUCGUUGGCUUGGAUCGCUGCUUGGAUGAGAUGGGCAAGCGAGGUAUGAGGGCCACCAUGACUCUUGCGAACGAGUGGCAAUGGUCUGGCGGCUUUGCGCAAUACGUUAGCUGGUCGACAAACGAUAGUCAGAUCCCGUAUCCCUCGUCAUGGAACUUGACCGCACCACCACAACGCUCGACCCCUGGCACUGGAUGGGGCAACUACACAAUCGAGGGCGUGAACGCUGCUCCCUACAACAACUUUACCGCCUAUGCGAAUCGCUUCUAUACCAACUCGCAGUGUCAGGAGUGGUAUCAAGCACACAUCUCCAAGGUUCUCAACCGCGUAAAUACAGUCAACGGCCGCGUCUACAAAGAAGAUGCAACAGUGAUGACAUGGCAACUCGCCAACGAACCUCAACCCGCUGUCGUUCCAACCGAAUACCUCGGUCCCUACUCUCUUGAACUCCCACCCGCGCCAGAAGACCCCGUGAUCUCAUGGGUCAAGAACAGCAGCGCCUACAUCAAAUCUCUGGCUCCCAAUCAACUCGUCAACGUCGGUUUUGAAGGCAAGCAAGGAAAAUGGUACUACCAAGCCGUUCACAACUUCUCCACCGUCGAUUACGCAACAACCCACUGCUGGGUACAGAAUUGGGGUGUUUAUGAUAUGCUAAACUCAUCUUCUGCAAACCUUGAAGCUGCAAAGAAUUUCGCUACUGCUUUUGUGGCUAAUUCUAGUGAAUGGAGUAAGGAGAUUAACAAACCUGUCUUCUUGGAGGAGUUUGGUAUGGCUAGGGAUAAUUGGGAGAAUGUGGGAAAAGAAUACUUGUAUCUGAGUUCGGCUGGAACUAGCAACAAGGAUGAGUAUUUCAAUGUAAGUCUCAUGCACUUCAGUCACCAAUCAGUCACUAACAAAGGUCACAGANCCAUCAUCGGAGCCGCCAUGGAUGACUUCAAGUCUCAGAAUGGCUCAUACGUCGGUACUUGUCCUUGGGCGUAUGGCGGUCUAUACCGUCCAGAGACACAGCAUAUGAACGCAUUCGGUGAGGUAUGGGCUGGCGAUCCUCCCCACGAGGCUCCUGGCUGGUACGAUUUGUACGACACGGAUGAGGCUAUGGGCAUCGUGUAUCGCCAACAGCAAGACAUUGCCAACUUCUUGGGCAAAAAACCCUAG